AAAAAAGAAAGAUGAAUCUUGAAAUACAUGUGCAAGGAGAAGCAAAAGCAUCACCACUGUUACUGUUGUUAUACCAGUCAAAACUCUCAAAAAGUUCUUUAGGUAGAGAACAAACCAAGACCCUUGAAACGUUUGAGACAAAAGUAUUCCCAACCUUUGGUCAGUUUUUUAUUAUCGUCCUGUCCUCUGUAUACUUUCCAAUUCUACAGUUCAAUAUACGAUUUAUUCUUCUUUAUAACUCGUAAUCGAAAAAAGAUUGCUCCUUGAGCGUAAUUUGCAUAGAAGGAAAGGUUCUAGUUCUCACAUUGCAAGCCAAACAGAGUUAACGUCAUUGAAAUUAGAAAAUGACCAUUUUACACCUUUAAACAGUUUUCCUAAAUUUUGAGUGACCAACAAAGAAAGGUUCUCAGAUCGAAAACGAGUCAAAAGCUGGUUGUAGCAAAACCGUUCUUGAUUUGUUAUCAAAAUAGGGUCACAAGUAGUUUAAAAUUUACCUUGCAGAGACAAGAUUGAUCAAACUCAACUCUGUUAAAGGGCUACAGUGUCGCUAGGGAGUUGCGAGGAACUUUGUUACGACACUGUUCUUCUCGUUUCACAACAAUACUGAAAGUGAGAUUGAUUGUAUCUAGCACACUUAUUGUUCCAGAACCUUUUUACAUAUCUCCAAGUGGAAUAUAUUCUUUCAUAAAACUCACUAGUCACUUAAAAUAAUAUAUCCCCAGAGGAAGGAGAGAAUACAAAGCAUAACAAUCCAAUUAGAAAUGAACACAAUGGGUUGAUUGUUGAUGGACAGGAAGGCUCAGUGAGUGUUGUCAAGUCUGUGGACCUGGUUCAACUUUACUAGUGAAACUUUUCAGACUUUAAUUUCUAAAACGAAUUCUUCGUUCGUUUUAGUUGGACAAGUGAAUUUCUAUUAUCUACGUUUCGUUUUAA
Molecule: messenger RNA, 933 nt
Organism: Galdieria sulphuraria
Lineage: Eukaryota; Rhodophyta; Bangiophyceae; Galdieriales; Galdieriaceae
Exons: 2
Coding region: 12-245 (77 amino acids)
Source: RefSeq, a predicted model, not a curated record